Messenger RNA from Silurus meridionalis, 3055 nucleotides. RefSeq names its product SWI/SNF related, matrix associated, actin dependent regulator of chromatin, subfamily a-like 1 (gene smarcal1). Gene Ontology annotation, biological process: DNA repair; replication fork processing. Gene Ontology annotation, cellular component: nuclear replication fork. The record is from RefSeq and is a predicted model, not a curated record. NCBI's taxonomy places the organism in Eukaryota, Metazoa, Chordata, Actinopteri, Siluriformes, Siluridae. Gene Ontology annotation, molecular function: ATP-dependent chromatin remodeler activity; ATP binding.
UCAUUUCCGCCUGCGACGCGUUUAAAGUCGGAAACUUCAUGCUGCAGGAAGAAGCAAAUAUAAAAACGAACGUAGAUGGGCAGCUGCUGUACACAAUGCACGGACAUGAAUCGGGUUGCUGAUCAAACGCGUCAGUUAAUGUUAGCGUUAUUUGCGGGUUAAAUAAUACUAAUUUAGAAAGUAAAUAACCUGGCUAAGCUAGUUGGAGAAAACUGCUGCAUAUUAUUUUUUAGAUACCAACCGAUUGGGUGUAUGUCCGCAUAAUUUCCAUGUGUUAUAAACGUGAAAUCUGGCUUAACGCAUGGAGUCGUCCGCUCACUAUUCUGAAGGCAGGAAAUAUUUUUAGUUGACUUCAUUACCGCAGACAUGUCGAGCAAUCUAACGCCGGAACAGCAGAGGAAAAUCGAGGAGAACAGACAGAAAGCGUUGGCGAGAAGAGCCGAGAGACUUGCACAGGGAAGCCAACAACCUGUACAAGCUGUGACUGCAACACACAAGCCAUGUCAAACCCAAUCACAUCCUGCAGCAGUAGGAAAUGUAAAGUACAAGCCGAGUUUUCCUCCAAAACCUGCAGCAAGCAGCAGAGCCCACAGUGGGAGACAGACCAAGCUCAUAGACCCAAUUCCAAUCCCGAAAAGGACAGAAUGUCAAACAUCUACUCCUUCGACUAGUUUUGUAUCCCCCAAGCCCAAGGCCCAAGGUGCUGUUGAUUUUUCGGAACCAAAGCAGAGUUCCUCGGCUACUAAUUUCUACGCAGCGAGUGUGAAGCCACACAACCAGCCUUUAGACAAGAAGGCACUCAAUCCCCUGGACUCUGGCUCGACUGUUUCUGUGAAAAAGCCUGCAGUGUGUGUACGAGGGAAGUGCGUUCCUCAUUCAGAAGAGCGCUUUAGAGUAGAGGUUGGCUACAACGCAGAGCUCAUCAAUGUGUUCAAAAACAUUCCCUCCAGGAACUAUGAUCCUGCCACAAAGAUGUGGAACUUCAGCCUCGAGGAUUAUAAGCAACUCAUGGAGGAGGUAGCAGGCCUCCCCUCUGUGUCUUUGAAGGCUCUGGAGGGCAUGGAAGGUUUGGAUUUAUCCGCCUCCAGCAUUCGCCCAAAAGACUCUGCAGCACUGGUGGCCAUGAUGAAGCUGUGCCAGGGCUGGCAGAAGCCUGGGGCCACAAUCAAGGGCAGAUGCGCACUUAUUUCCCGUUCACGCCUGGAAGUGGACAUCACAUACCAUGCAGAUGUUAUAGGGGUCUUUAAACAGAUGCCUUCAAAAAGCUAUGACAUGAAGACAAGGAAAUGGAGUUUCCUACUUGAGGAUUAUGCCAAAUUAAUGGAGACUCUAAACGACAUCUCUUCUGUGGAGGUCGAACCGUUACCGCGUGCUGUGCUCCAGGCCUUCUCUUCCCAGCUUGAGAAGAGCCAUUCCACACCUCCAGAAAUCCCUGAAGCCGAUCUCUCGGGCAUAGACAGCAGUCUCACACGCAGCCUCAUGCCGUUUCAGCAGUUAGGUGUCAACUUUGCAGUGUCCAGAGAAGGUCGUCUGCUCCUGGCUGAUGAUAUGGGCUUGGGGAAGACAGUGCAGGCCAUCUGUAUUGCAGCCUACUACAGAAAUGAGUGGCCACUGCUGAUAGUUACUCCUUCCUCUGUACGCUUCACCUGGGCCGAGGCGAUCCGCCGCUGGUUGCCUUCAGUAGAAGCAGACAGCAUUAACGUGGUGGUGACUGGUAAAGACUGUCUCCGCUCUGGUCUCAUCAACAUUAUCAGCUACGACCUGCUUAGCAAGAUGGGGAAGCAGAAUUUUGCCAGUCCGUUUGGUGUGCUAAUUAUGGAUGAGUCCCACUUCCUAAAGAACAUUAAAACCGCUCGCUGUAAGGCUGCUCUUCCUCUACUAAAGGCUGCUAAAAGAGUGAUCCUGCUGUCAGGAACUCCUGCUAUGUCGCGUCCGGCUGAGCUCUACACCCAGAUUCUGGCUGUGAGGCCAACACUCUUUCCUCGUUUCCAUGAUUUUGGAGUGAGAUAUUGUGAUGCCAAGCAGCUCCCAUGGGGUUGGGACUAUUCCGGCUCCUCCAAUUUGGCUGAAUUGAAGUUGUUGUUAGCGGAAUGUCUUAUGUUGAGGCGAUUAAAACCUGACGUGCUCUCGCAGCUUCCUGCCAAGCAGCGCAAGGUCGUCACCGUGACUACAGACGGCAUAAACUCUCGUACCAAAGCCGCACUUUCGGCCGCAGCCAAAGAACUCGCAAAAGAAUGCCACAAUAAGAAGCAAGAGAAGGAUGCUCUACUGGUUUUCUUUAACCACACAGCAGAGGCCAAGAUUAAAGCCAUCCUCGAGUACAUUUCAGACAUGCUGGAAUGUGGACGAGAGAAGUUAGUGUUUGCGCAUCAUAGACGAGUCCUGGACAGCAUAACUAAAGAGCUUACUGAUAAGGGAAUCAGUCACAUCCGUAUCGAUGGGUCCACACCCUCAGCAGAGCGCCAGCAGCUGUGCGAGAAGUUCCAGUUCUCUGAGCAGAGCUGUGUGGCUGUGCUCUCCAUCACAGCUGCCAACAUGGGCCUCACGCUGCAUACUGCCGACCUUGUCGUCUUCGCUGAGCUCUUCUGGAACCCAGGGAUAUUAAUUCAAGCAGAGGACAGAGUGCACCGUAUUGGACAGACCAGAUGUGUGGACAUUCACUACUUGGUAGCCAAAGGCACAGCUGACGACUACUUGUGGCCAAUGAUCCAGGAGAAGAUGAAUGUUCUAGAACAGGUUGGCUUGUCCGAGUCCAAUAUUUCAGACAAGGCAGAAUGUGCCAGCUUCCACAGCAAGGACCAGAAACAGCCAAGAAUCACAGAGAUGUUUCAGAGAUCAUUCUCAGAGGAGGAUAUGGACGAAUCAAUGCUAUUAGAAGCUGUAAAUGACUGGGAAGACAAUGAUCAGCCAGAUUCAGUCAGCCACCAGGACAACCACGUCUCAGAGAGCCCCAGCAAGAAAAGGCGUAUAGAAGACUAUUUCGGAUAAAAAAAAAAAACUAAGUAAAUAAAGCCUGCCAAUUAUCAACGUAAUAAAGUGUACUUUUUGGUUGUCA